Molecule: messenger RNA, 444 nt
Organism: Jaminaea rosea
Lineage: Eukaryota; Fungi; Basidiomycota; Exobasidiomycetes; Microstromatales
Exons: 4
Coding region: 1-444 (147 amino acids)
Source: RefSeq, a predicted model, not a curated record
AUGUCUUCCAAAGACGGGCCUCCGCAGGGUGCAAACCCAGACAAGUGGCCGACGGGCUACGUCCCCUUUCGUCCUCCCAUGCUCUGCUUCACUACAAAGGUCUACUGCCUCCAUGUCCAGUCCGCAAAUCAGAUUGCGGAAGAAUGGAUCUCCUUCGAAGGCGAUGUCUCCUGGAUUGUUCAGGCCGAACGAGUGCCUUGGCGCACCUACGGUGAAGCAGACUUCAAGUUUCGCGGCACGGUCCGCCUUCACUGCAUUUUGCCCGAUAAUGACGAGUUCGACGUCUGGUUUGGCUGGAUCAAAGGAUGGAGCAACAUCACGACUCGCAGUCCACACCUUCAGGUAAGGGGACCGGAUGCAAAGCUGCUGCCCGGCCCCGAGGGAGGCUCACUAGGCUCGGGUGAGGCCUGGGGCGACUUCUUCGUCUGGUGUGACUCUACGUAG